ACAUAGCUAUUUGUUUUCGUGCGUUGAAUGUUAAUUUUGUAGAAAUGAAGUUCAUUUGAGUUCUAAUUUCUGCAUCAAAAACUGUAAAAAAAUAUAUAUAUUUUAUUUUAUGUGAUUUGUUUUUGAUUAUAUGAUAAUAUUAUGUCUCACGUAUGGUCUGUGACUCCGCCACAUUCAGCAUUUAAUGUUGUUCUGGCACUAAAUUACCUUAAAAUGAGGGCACAAAAGCUUACUUUCACUUCUUGUUAAAACCAAUAACUUAUUCAGAACCUGUAACUGAUUGUGUCUUGUAAGAGUGAAGAAGCAGAUGUCUCAAUCACCAUUUAUUGCAUGUUUUGUUCUAUACCUUUCCUUUGACCUUCUCUGCAAACAAACAAAAUCUUGCCCAUUAAUAGGAAAGAUAACUCUUUAAUAAGGAGAGGUUAAGAAGUUGCUCUCUCCUUUGCAAUUUGCUUGGACACUAUUCACUUCCCUUUUGUUCUCACUUAUAGCUGUGACACAGAGACCAUUGUGUAGUUAGAUAUUUAAUUUCCUUUAUGUCUUUGUAAUAAGUGUUCAUCAUUGUUUUGCCUUUAUUCCUUCACAAAAACGCAAAUCAUAUGCAAGUAUUCUGGAACAUUGAAGAAACUGCUUGGGAAGUCUACUUGUUCUUCCAGUGGUAAUCUCAAGGUGAUUUUUAAUGACUUCCCUGGUGGAGGUGAGAGUUUCGAGCUUUUGUCAAGAUUCUGCUACAACAACUGUGAAUGGACUGUGAUGCCUUCGAACGUAGUCUUCUUGCAUUGUGCUGCUAAGUUCAUGGAAGUCACUAAAGUCUUGGCACAAACUGAGAAGUGUAUGGAGGAGAUUCGGUACUGGGCAUGGCCAGAGGUUCUUCUUAGUUUGAAACAGUGCCAAGAACUUGAAACAUCCUCUGAGGCUGAGUCUUUAGCCGUUAAGUUGAUGGAUGCGCUGGUGGAGAAACUGUGUUUAGCCAUUGAAGCGAGUCCCUCUAGCGCUGCUUGCUCGCCUUCGCCGGAUAGCAGCUUGUUUCGGUUCUCUUGUGACAGUAAAAGCACAGAGAGUUUCAAGAACAGCUCUUCGAGGAUAACAUGGUGGUUCGAUGAGGUUCUUGUUCUAAGUCCUGGCUUGGUUAAAACGUUCUUGAAGCUGAUGGUGUUGAGGAAGUUCGAUAAUGUUACCAUCACUAGGUUCUUGUUCUAUUACCAGAAGGUUAAGUUCUGUUCUGCGUCAUCAAACGAGAAAAGAGAGAUUCUUGAAACGACCGUUGAUACUCUCUACGUGUUGGACCGAAGCUGUGUUCCUUACAAGAGUCUUUUCGGUGUUUUGAGGCUGGCUCUUGGGUUAAACAUAAACAAAAGUGUUAUGAACAAGCUGGAGGUUAUGAUUGGUCAGCAACUGGAACAAGCAACACUCGACAACCUCCUUGUUCCAUCUCCAUCGAAGUCUAGUCACUUGUACUAUGUGAAUCUUGUUCUUAGAUUCGCAAAAGCUUUCCUUGACGGAGGGAAAAGAGGAUCAUCACAGAUGAAGAAAGUGGCGAGGUUGAUUGAUCAGUACGUAGCUGAAGUAGCACCUGAUCCUUGCUUGAAGCCUUCAAAGUUUCUGUCACUCCUCACACUCGUUCCUGACUCAGCAAGAGAGUCUCAUGAAGAUAUCUACCGUGCUAUUGACAUGUAUCUUGAGGCACAUGCAGGAUUAACCAAUGGUGAAAGACUCAACUUGAUAAGAGCUUUGAGUUACGAGAAGCUUUCAGUCCAAUCAAGAGCACAUAUGUCGCGUAACACAAAGUUUCAGGAGAUUGAGACAUUAGAUGAUGAGCAGCAACAAGAACAGAAGCAGCUCGUACUCAGAGUGGAGAAGGUAGAGACUUCAGGAGAGAAUGAGAAGUUGAAAGAGCAUAUAGAAGGGAUUCAGUGGAGGGUGAUGGAGUUGGAGAGAGCGUGUUUGAAAAUGCAGACUCAGAUGGAAGUUAUCAAGAAGAGAACCAAGAGCACUAGCAGAGGAAGCAACAGAUCUCUUCCUAAGCUCUGUUCUUGAUUAGUGUUGAGAACUGAAGCUGUAGCGUUUAGCUUUACUACAAUGAUAUUUGUAUAUAUAGAGUGAUAAAAGAGAGAUCAUAAGAAGUCGAAUUGUAAUCACAGUUUGUUUCUUAUUUUUUCAAAGUAUUUUACUGUAUCUUUUUUUUUUUGCUUGCAUUCACAAAGUUGUAAGAAAAAGUUAAUAUAAGUUCAUUGUAAUGAAUUGUAAUGAGGAGAGAUCUUUAUGUU
Messenger RNA from Brassica napus (rape), 2267 nucleotides. Its product is annotated as BTB/POZ domain-containing protein At3g22104-like. The record is from RefSeq and is a predicted model, not a curated record. Lineage: Eukaryota; Viridiplantae; Streptophyta; Magnoliopsida; Brassicales; Brassicaceae. The transcript is spliced from 3 exons. Bases 754 to 2037 code for a protein of 427 amino acids.